This is a messenger RNA of Sorghum bicolor (sorghum), 904 nucleotides long. RefSeq lists its product as uncharacterized. Bases 85 to 717 code for a protein of 210 amino acids. Gene Ontology annotation, molecular function: catechol oxidase activity. The transcript is spliced from 2 exons. The record is from RefSeq and is a predicted model, not a curated record. NCBI's taxonomy places the organism in Eukaryota, Viridiplantae, Streptophyta, Magnoliopsida, Poales, Poaceae.
UGCGUUUGGCAUCGCAUAGGCCCCGCGUGUUUUCCUUCCCCGCACGUGGUUCCCCUGCCGCCGCCGUUUUCUUCCCGUGAAAAGAUGGAGGCUGCGAUCUUUCGGUUUUGCAUAUCGCUGGAUAUCAACACCGGCUGUCGGGAAGGCGAUCUUCAUCAAGCCGGGUGUGGGGGAGGAAAGUGCAUCCUCAACAGUUCAGCAGAACACCACGAUGUGAAGAGCUGCUUCGUCAACUGCGUGCUCAAGAACGGCUGCACCUGCACCGGUACCAGCCAAGGUGAGCCAGGCGGCGGCGGCAGCGCAGCUCCGCUGCCGCUAGGCCUGCCGGCAAUCUUGGACAAGACGGUGCGUGUAACUGUCCCAAGGCCUAAGGUUUCCGCCAAGAGCCCCGAUGAGGAGGAAGAGCUUCUCUUCGAGCUCACCUUUGAUCCUUCUGUGCCUCGAAUAAGGCCCAUCCAUGUCAAGCUGAAUGCACCUAGGGAUGGAGCGGCACUCAACAGGUACAGCAAGCUCCACUCUUUGGGAGUCGUCAACUCGGUGACGGAUGCCGAACGCGUAGCUGGGAAGGCGGUGCUCAGGUAUGGAAUAGGGAAGAAGGUGAAAGAUCUGCGUGCAGAUGGCGACCAGACAAUUGAGGUGUCUUUCGUGCCAAGUCCUGAUUCUACAUUGGUACCACCUACUCUACGUGAUGUUAAAGUUGUUUACCGGCGUAAGUAGUUCCUAUUGUGUAUAAGAAGGGAUGCUUGUGUUGUUUGUAUGUCUUGCAGUGUCGAAUGUAGUCGUUAAUGCAUGUGCCUCCUGUAUGUCCCAGAUCAAUUCAUUGUCCAUUAUGUUGUAAAAAUAGUAAUACAAAAACUUGCAGGUGUUGCCUGUGAAACUGUUUUUGAGCUCAGCUCAUCUUUAA